AGCCCAGGCGGCAGCUUUCCCCUCCCUUGGCACAGUUUGAUUCCCCUCUUCGUCCCUCUCGGCCUCUCCACCGCCGUCGCGGGCCAGCAUUUGCUUAGCCGCGAAGGAACGGCGCCGCCGCCGCCGUCGCGGGCCGCGGCCGGAGACCCUGCAUCCUGAACCCUAGCCGAGAUGCUGAGCUACCAGAGCCCGACGGCCCAGCGGACGUGCGCGGCCCCGCCGCUCCCGGCGGCCGCGGGCGCGGAGCUCGCGCGGCUCGAGGCGCGCCUGGGGCAGUGCGCCGACCCGGACGCGCGGCAGCGGCUCGCGGGGCUCGGCGAGGCGGCGGCGGCGCGGGUGCUGCGCGCGAUCGCCGAGUCCCGGACGCCCGUCAAGACGCUCUCCGGCUUCAUCAGGUACCUGGCGGACAGGGCCGACAAGGACUUCGAGGCGAUGCAGCGCAACGCGCGGGGCAUCCCUCCCGCCAAGAGCGCCGCCUGCUGCAGCUCCGGCCCUUCGCAGGGAGAUGACUCUGUAUCUGGGCCACAGUACCAUAGCGAUGAUCAAGUUGAGGUUCAAAGCCCUUACACUGAAGAGAUAGCUUUUCGUCUCUCAAACCGUGCUGGGAGUCCCAGUCAACCGCGGCCUAUCAAUUUGCAAGAUAACAUGGGUCCUGUCAGAGAAAUUGUUUGUAUAGAACAAAACGUGACCGCGAUGGCAGCUAAUACUCCAUCUGGCCGGGCCUCCUUGCAAAUCCAGGAUGACAUUCAGAUUAAUGAUCGUAUCCGAGCAAUGACUCCUGCUAUGAUGCCGGCAACAACCCAGCCCAGGAUGGCAGCCGAGAACCCAUCCUCAAUGACACCUGCUAUGAUGCCGGUUCCAACCCUGCCAUGGAUGGCAGGCGAGAACCCGCGCGCUUGGAUCCCGCUCCUGAACCUGGACUAUGUUCCUACUCCUGAUGUUAUGAUGCAGGGAGGUAGCCCUGGCCAUUGUGUGUCCAUUGGGCUGCAUAAUGAUAUGAGGAUUGAAAGCCCCAUACCAAAUGCCAUUCAUACACCUCCAAGGAGUGUUUCCACACCAAGCCCUGUGCGGGAUCUUUCAAGACCUGUUCAGCGAAUGGUUCUUCCGUCAGGAAGCCCACAUAGCCCAGCAUGGGCAAUGGCGCCAAGUUGUGCAACCUAUCAUGCCACAGAAAAUGCAUUGAGGGAGAAAGCAAGUCCUCAAAUGCAAGCACUGGAGGAAUUGGAGUUCAUGAAGAGAUUUAUGAUUUGUGCAUACCUUCGUCAGAAGAGGAUAGAAGAUGAACUAUCUGUGGACUAUAUUAGAUCCUUGAAGUACCUUUCCAUGGUUCAGUUUGAGCCAGAAAUCUGGAGAGCAUUUGGUUGCAAGUAUAUAAAAUUUUCAGAUAGAGUGAAGAACCUUGAUUCCGACCCAGGUGCACCAAGAGUCUACCAUUGUAUUGUAGAGAUAACAGGGGAUUCUGUAGUGAAACUUUUCAAGGGACCAUAUAUACAAAAUACGCGGACUCAUUUGCAAAAAAUUGUUGGUGAUGAUAACGUCCUCUUGGUAAAGUUUAUGGGGCAAUCUUCAGAAUCUGUGACUGAUUUUCUACCUUACCAUAAGGUUGCUGAAGAUGGUAUUAUUCUGGGUUUACGCCGCUACCGGUUUUUUGUUUACAAGGAUGGAGGAAAAGAUGAGAAAAAGAAAGAAGAGAAAAUAAAUUGGGAAAACAAGAACUGCGCUUCAGGCGUGAAAUGCUACUUUGUUCGCACAGAGUCUGGAUGGAAUAUGGAUGAACCUUACAUACUCUCUGGCAAGACAAUCAAUCAGGCUCGCAAACUAUUCAUGCACAUACAUACCGCUCCCACCUUGGCAAAAUACAUGGCCAGGUUUGCUUUGAUACUAUCGAAAACUAUCACAAUGGAGGUUAAUUUAUCAGCGGUUCAUGUUAUACAGCUUGAUGAUAAACCUUGCAGCGAUGAAAAUGGGGGAAUUGUUCAACGAGAUGGGGAACUCCUGAUCCAUACUGAUGGAACUGGCCUAAUAUCUGAAGAUUUGGCUGAGAAAUGCCCAACAAUUAUGUACAAGGGAAAACUUUUGAAGUCACAAGAUGUUCAGGCUUGUGAUGAUACACUUAUGACGUCUCCCCAUGCGAAGAAACAACGGCCUAUUGCCAGUAAACCUCCUCUUCUUAUUCAGUUCCGGAUGUUCUAUAAAGGAUCAGCUGUUAAGGGAACUGCAUUAAUUGACAGAAGGCUUCCUCCUGGAACUAUUCUUAUACGGCCAUCAAUGAUAAAAAUAAAAUCUGAUCCAAAAUUGUGUGGUGUACAGUCCAUUAACUCUUGGGAACUGAUAAAAAUGAAAGCUGAUCCAAAAUCAUAUUGUGUCCAGUCCGUCAACUCUUUGGAAAUAGUGACAACGAGCGCUAAACCGAAAAGGACAUUAACAUCGAAGCUCUUGAUUGCACUACUUCGCUAUGGAGGAGUUAAAGAAGAGUUCUUUAUGGAGCUUCUAGAAAAUGCAAUUGAAGGGGCUAAGACCGCUCAUUGUGAUUAUGAAGACGCACUAAACAUUGCAUUUGUCUAUGCGGACAUGGAGGAUUCGAUAUCAGCACGAAUGAUUCUGUCUGGAAUUCCACUAGAAGAUGCAUAUUUGCAAUCCAGGCUGGCUAUCAUGGCUCAACAAGAAAGAAAGGGAAUCAAGCAAGGAAAGCUACCAAUCAGUGAUUGCUUUUAUUUGAUGGGUACAACAGAUCCUACAGGGAAACUCAAAGCCAAUGAAGUUUGUGUGAUCCUUGAGAAUGGACCAUAUUGUGGAAAUGUGCUUGUCUAUAAACAUCCUGGGUUACACUUUGGUGAUAUACAUGUCUUGACAUCAAGAUAUAUCAAGGAUAUACAAGACGCAGUAGGAUAUUCAAGAUAUGCUAUACUUUUCCCUACCUCUGGCCCACGAUCUUUGGCCGAUGAGAUGGCCAAUAGUGAUUUUGAUGGGGACAUGUAUUGGGUCUCAAUAAAUGAACAGUUAUUAAAGCAGUUCAAGCCUUCUAAACCAUGGGAAUGGGGCCAAGUAAAUAAACCAGUACAGGCCGAGAAAAAGUGUCUUCUGGAUUUAGACGAACCCCUACUCGAGAGGAGUUUGUUUCAUGAAUUCUUAAAAGCAAGAUUUGCACGCAGUAAUGCGCUUGGCACAGCAGCUGAUAGUUGGUUAGUAUAUAUGGACCGACUGUUAACAGAUGGUGUUGAUGAAGAUGAAAGUAAUGUACUAGAAAAAAAGAUAAAGAAGUUGGUUGAUCUUUAUUAUUUGGCCCUGGACGCUCCAAAGGCCGGGACCAAGAUCAAUGUCCCUGCUGAGCUGACACCAAAAAAGUAUCCGCACUACAUGGAUCGAAAGGAAAGCUACCAUUCAACAUCCAUACUAGGAAAAAUUUAUGACGAAGCAGAAAAAAAGCAAUCUGAGAAAGUUGAACCAGUCGAGAUAUUGUUGGACCCGUGUUUCACGGAGAGAGCAGCAUCUUCAGGAUACAAGUACCUGAACCUCUGGGCAGGCCGUUAUCAGGAGUACUUGAGCGAGAGUGGGCCACUGAUUGACAAUCAGGACAAGGAAGAAACAGACCUGAAGUUCAAAGAACUCUACCAAAAGUACAAAUACAUGCUCUACGAUGCCGCUGAAUUCGAGCAAACCCAGAGGAACCUCGACGAAGUGUUCGACGAGGCCUGCACGAUCUACCAGAUCGUCUACGAGAAAGCAGCGAGGUUCAAGAAGGCUGGGAGAUGCGGUUUCGUGUGGAACGUGGCGGGCGGUGCGCUGUGCCGUUUCUACGCUCUCGAGGCCGAGGGCGACAAGGUGCUGGUCCCGUUGACGGUCGCUCGGAACCUCACGAAGAAGCGCCGUAGGUAGCAGCGACGAGACGGGCUGCUGUGACUUUGAUCGACUCCGUGUUGUAUAAAGUAGGCGUCUGUUGUGGCUCGUAAUAACAGGUGUGGACGUUUCAAACCGAUGGGUUGACUGCAGGCUGUAUUUAUUCGUACCUGCCUCAAGCUUGUGGUGUGUGUGUGUGCGCUCGAAGUGCGCGUUGUAUUGCCACCAAGAAUCCCACUUGUAUUCAGAGAUGGCAUGUCAUCUCCCUGUUCGUUGCGUAUCCUCUGUGUAAUCUUCUCAGAACCUUAACGUUAAUGCAAUGCAGUGUAGCCAGAUACAAUGUCACGCUGCAA
Messenger RNA from Triticum urartu, 4190 nucleotides. Its product is annotated as putative RNA-dependent RNA polymerase 3. Gene Ontology annotation, molecular function: RNA-directed RNA polymerase activity. Lineage: Eukaryota; Viridiplantae; Streptophyta; Magnoliopsida; Poales; Poaceae. Gene Ontology annotation, biological process: siRNA processing. Gene Ontology annotation, cellular component: nuclear RNA-directed RNA polymerase complex. The record is from RefSeq and is a predicted model, not a curated record.